Molecule: messenger RNA, 1086 nt
Organism: Closterium sp. NIES-67
Lineage: Eukaryota; Viridiplantae; Streptophyta; Zygnematophyceae; Desmidiales; Closteriaceae
Source: the annotation of a GenBank genome assembly
GUCGCACACCCCUCCCUAGGUUCGCCCGAGUUGUCGCAAGCAGCACAAACAAAACCUGAGGGGGGAUUCCCUAGGCUUCCUCUGAGGUUCGCAACACAAGUAAUUUCAGGCAAACCACACAAGCAAUUCAUCACACAGUCAGGAAUUCUGCUACUUAUUCCGAGGACCUAUUUCCGAGGCGCGUCCUCCGUUUUCCGUUCAGGCAGCAGUGACAUUCUAUUUUUUUCCCCUCGCCCAGUAUAGCGCGCGAACGACGCCCAGCUUGGGUGCCGGCGAGCAUUCCAAGCGCUCUUCGCCGAGCCGCGGAGUUCCUGCCGAAUCAGGACUCGAAGCCAGCGAAAUCCAUGGCGUCCGCGCCCCCUCCGCCGAGCGACGGCGGUGGCGGCGGCGGCAGCGGUGGGGGCAUUCAGCCAAUGACACUAAAGGAGGUUCAGGAGCGCAUCGACCAGCUCUACGGCGACCGCAGCGCGAAGAACCUUCGCGAAGGCAUCCGUAAAGGCUUUAUCUCCGUCGGCAAAGGCGUGUUCGCAGGCGUCGGCGCGCUCGUCGCGGCGCCAAUUGCGGGAGCCGCGCAGGAGGGCGGGAUCGGGUUAGUUAAAGGGACCGUGGCUGGAGUCGCUAGUCUCGUCGUGCUGCCUACUAUUGGAAUAGUGCAAGGCGCGCAGCAGCUAGGGCAGGGGAUUAAGAACAUGCCGGACGCGGUCCGGGAGAUGAUGAAGAAGGAUAAGUGCGAGGAGGAGGCGGAGAAAGGGGAGGUAUUAGAGGAUGACGACGCGGAUAAGCUUAACGAAGAGACUUAUUCCCACGAGCGCGAGACGGUAGAGAAGAUCGCGCUCGAAGCGGAGGCAGAGGCGACCGCCACGUCAGCGGCUAAGGCUGCUGCUGACGCAGCGGCUGCCACGUCAGCCGCUGAAGCGGCGGCAGCUGCGGAGAAGGAGCGGGAGAAGAGGGAGGUUAAGGACGAGGAGCUCUAUGUGGUUCUGGAGGUCAGAACCGACGCGACGUCGGUGGAGAUUAAAAAGGCUUACUACAAGGGGUGGUGUUUUAGAGGGUGGUGAUGUGGAUGGUGAUGUGAGUGACAUGGUU